Calypte anna (Anna's hummingbird) is the source of this 1507-nucleotide messenger RNA. It is a transcript of the gene SPR, whose product is annotated as sepiapterin reductase. The coding region runs from base 37 to 915 and encodes 292 amino acids. The transcript is spliced from 4 exons. The record is from RefSeq and is a predicted model, not a curated record. Gene Ontology annotation, molecular function: sepiapterin reductase (NADP+) activity. Lineage: Eukaryota; Metazoa; Chordata; Aves; Apodiformes; Trochilidae. Gene Ontology annotation, biological process: tetrahydrobiopterin biosynthetic process.
CCACGGCACCCCCCAAACCCACACCCCGGGGCCGGGAUGGAGCUGGGAUCGGGACCGGGACCGGGAUCAGGGGCUGGAUCAGGAUCAGGAUCGGGAUCGGGACCGGGAUCGGGAUCAGGGGCCGGACCGGGACCCAGACCCGGUCUCUGGGCCGCCUGCGUGGUGACCGGCGCUUCCCGGGGCUUUGGGCGCUGCCUGGUGCGGCUGCUGGCCCCGAAACUGCGUGAGGGUUCGGUGUUGGUGCUGCUGGCCCGUUCGGAGGUACCGCUGAACCAGUUGGCGGCGGAACUACGGGACACCGGGCUCGGGCUGCGGGUGAAGUGCGUGGCCGCCGACCUGGGCUGCCCGGAGGGGCUGCGGAGGGCUGGGGAGGUGUUGCGGGAGGUGCUGCCCACAGCCCCCCCUGGGCCCCUUCUCCUCGUCAACAACGCCGGCUCCCUGGGAGACAUCUCCAAAUCCUUCCUCGACCUCACCGACCCUGAGGAGAUCAACAGCUACUUUGCCUUCAAUGUCACCUCAGCCCUUUGCCUCACCUCCACGGCCCUGGCAGCUUUUGGGAAGCAUCCCAGCUCCAGCAGGACUGUGGUGAACAUCUCCUCCCUCUGUGCUCUGAAGCCCUUCAAGAGCUGGGCUCUGUACUGCAGUGGGAAGGCUUCCCGGGAUAUGAUGUUCCAGGUGCUGGCCCUGGAGGAGCCCGAUGUCCGUGUGCUCAACUAUGCCCCGGGUCCUCUGGACACGGAGAUGCAGCUCUUGGCCAGGACUAAGACUGGAGACCUGGAGCUGCGUCAGCAUUUCCAGAGCCUGCACCAGAGCCAGCAGCUGAUAGACUGCACUGUGUCAGCCCAGAAGCUGGUAAACCUCCUGGAAGAAGACUCCUUCCCCUCUGGUGCCCACCUGGAUUUCUAUGACAUCUGAGUUACCUUCACCUCCACCCUCCCCUUCACACUUUGCUUUCUGCUUCUCCCCACCGAGCUGCAUCUGGGGUGACCUUGGUUGGGUCCUGGGUGCUCUGCAGCUUUCAAGAGAAGAUUAUGGGUGCAUUCUGUAUGGGGCUGGGGAGGGAACCUCCUGCUUUGCUGCUUUGGGGCCUUCCUGGAGACCCAGCAGCAGGAGCAGGGAUUUCCUGGCUUUCCCCAGGGAAUGAGCAUGGAAGCAUAAAGCUUCCCUGUGCAGGAACAUGUGUGAGCCAAGGAGGUACCAAAGCACAUGAGGCCAGGUCAGAAAGCAACCCCAGAAGGUCUCAAAAGCAGCCAAGAGAAGGAGUAGAGCUGUGUCCCAGCCUCUCUCCCCUUUGCCUCCCAGGGCUGUGUGCUCAGCAAGUCCCCAAAGGACCAAAGAGCCCCUCCUGCCACCCCAAAGCCCUGAGUCCCCAUCCCUCAUCUCACCAGUGGCUCCUUCAGCCUCUCCUGCAGUUCUGGGAUCCUCUCUGCCUGGGUGUUGUGCAUUAGGAGGUGGAACAAAGCCCAUCCUUGUGGUUUUGUACCAAGGUGAUAAAUGACCAAGGUGA